Messenger RNA from Vombatus ursinus (common wombat), 2319 nucleotides. It is a transcript of the gene TSPAN12, whose product is annotated as tetraspanin 12. Gene Ontology annotation, cellular component: membrane. The transcript has 8 exons. The record is from RefSeq and is a predicted model, not a curated record. Lineage: Eukaryota; Metazoa; Chordata; Mammalia; Diprotodontia; Vombatidae. The coding region runs from base 371 to 1288 and encodes 305 amino acids.
GCUGUUGCAGCGCCUGCCUUGUCGUCUAGUCUGUCCAGGACUUGGAGAGUUGGCUCGGGCUGGGGAGGGACAGCGGCUCUGGGAGGCGGCUGAGCUGCCGAGACUUUCCAGCAACUAUUGCCCAGCGCUUUUCCCCGCAGGCGGCGGCUAGGAGGGGGAAGGAAGAGGAGGAAGCGUCUCGUCCUCCAGCCAAUGCUACGCGGCUGGGCUCCCCGUGGCGUGUUGCUGCCCCGAUGAGACCCCGCAGUGUGUCCCCGACAGUCCCUGGGCGGGAGUGGGGGACGGAGGCCAGCGCCCGCGAUUGCUGUUGCCUUGAUUGGUGGCAGAGGAUGUGGUAAGAGGAUGGGGUUUCUCCAGGGGAGAGCUCACAAUGGCUAGAGAAGAUUCCGUCAAGUGCCUGCGCUGUCUUCUCUAUGCCCUUAAUCUGCUCUUUUGGUUGAUGUCCAUCAGUGUGUUGGCAGUUUCUGCCUGGAUGAGGGAUUAUCUGAAUAAUGUUCUGACUUUAACUGCAGAAACGAGGGUAGAGGAGGCUGUCAUCUUAACUUAUUUUCCUGUGGUUCAUCCCAUCAUGAUUGCUGUCUGCUGUUUCCUUAUCAUUGUGGGGAUGUUAGGAUACUGUGGAACAGUCAAAAGAAAUUUGCUGCUUCUUGCAUGGUACUUUGGAAGUCUGCUUGUGAUUUUCUGCGUGGAGCUAGCCUGUGGUGUUUGGACCUAUGAGCAGGAAGUUAUGGUCCCAGUGCAGUGGUCAGAUAUGGUCACUUUGAAAGCAAGAAUGACAAACUAUGGCUUACCUAGAUACCGGUGGCUGACUCAUGCUUGGAACUUCUUUCAGAGAGAGUUUAAGUGCUGUGGAGUGGUGUAUUUCACAGAUUGGUUAGAAAUGACAGAGAUGGACUGGCCUCCAGAUUCUUGCUGUGUUAAGGAGUUUCCAGGAUGUUCAAAGCAGGCAAAUCGUGAAGACCUCAGUGACCUUUUUCAAGAGGGUUGUGGGAAAAAAAUGUACACCUUCCUGAGAGGAACCAAACAAUUACAAGUUCUAAGAUUCUUGGGUAUCUCUAUCGGAGUUACCCAAAUUCUGGCAAUGAUUCUCACUAUUACCCUGCUGUGGGCUUUGUAUUAUGACAGAAGAGAUCCUGGGACAGAUCAAAUGAUGUCCUUGAAGAAUGACACCUCACAGCACCUGUCAUGUCAUUCAGUAGAGCUGCUGAAACCAAGUCUGUCAAGGAUCUUUGAACACUCAACCAUGGCAAACAGCUUUAAUACACACUUUGAAAUGGAGGAGCUGUAGAUAAUGCAAGAGGAUGAGGCCACAAAAGUUUUCGAUUGGACUUGUGUUUUGUUUUGUUUAGUUUUUUGAGCGUACAAUCCUUUGUCCAUCUGUUUAUGAAAUAUCUCCAUAAAAAAAUACUCAGAGACUUGAUUUUCUGCUUCCUAAACCAAGGAGAAAAGGAUUUCAUAUCAUACUAGAAGUAUCAACUGCCUGUGCAGUUAAAAAAAAAAAAACCACACCUCUUUUAUAGUGUUGGGGGGCAGAACUAACAUUGACCUUUUAGACCGUGUCAUGUAAGAUUUAUAUUGUUUGUAGAUGUAGUUAUGUUUGGGAAUUAACUAUGGUGAAAUUUGACUUACAUCCACAGGCUAUUUAGUUUAAAAAGCACUGAUUAAUUACUAAUAUAGGAAGGUAGACAGUACUAAUGAUCCAUAUUCUUUGAUGGUGAAUUAUUUUGAAGGUGUUGAAAAGAUUUUACAGAAAAAAAUUGUGUUGGUUACCAAUUAAAUGUGACUUUCUUUAAACUUUCUAAAAUGAUUUUACCACUUAAAAAAAAAAACUAAUCCAAUGUCUUAAAGCUGAUCAGGGAUAUUUGUGUAAAUGAUUGUUUUUGUGUGUUAAGUCUGUAUAUUUUAGUAGAUUUCAGUCUAGUAAAUGUUAAAAACAAUUGUGAAAAGGACAACUUUGCCUUUGCACAGCACCUUUAUUUUUAGCCUUUCCUGUAAGAUGAUUUUAAAAAUUCUGCCCUAUAUUUUAUAACUAUUAAAUAUCACUAGGUUUGGAAAGUCACCAGUGUGAUAAAUAGGCAUCAUUAUUUUUCAGACUAUGGUCCUGUCGCUAGAAAAUUUUUAACAGGGCAGUUUCCACUUAACUGAGUUUAUACCAUAUGACUUGAGAGCUGUACCUUUCCAAACUGUGGCUCUAUAUGAAACUAGCACAUUUUCAGACACUUAUUUCUGUCUUCAAACAGUCUGUAGAAUAUACUGUUCUUAUUAUCCAGUGACAUGCCUGGGGUAUAAUUUCAAUAAAUUAAAUAUUAUUUGAUUAGA